Molecule: messenger RNA, 957 nt
Organism: Drosophila albomicans
Lineage: Eukaryota; Metazoa; Arthropoda; Insecta; Diptera; Drosophilidae
Gene: Sod3
Product: extracellular superoxide dismutase [Cu-Zn]
Exons: 5
Coding region: 127-777 (216 amino acids)
Biological process (GO): removal of superoxide radicals
Molecular function (GO): copper ion binding; superoxide dismutase activity
Source: RefSeq, a predicted model, not a curated record
UUCGUCGCAGGUCUCCAAGCAAACGGUACGGUGCAUCGGAAUUGAAACGUUGAGUACUCGUGUGCAAUUAAUUAAUAAAUACGAAAUACAAAAACAACAAGACAAACAGUUGCUAACUAGCUCAACAUGUUGCGCCUUCUGACCAUAACUUUGGCCCUUUGUGCCACGCUCAGUGCUGCCGCUCAAACGCGGAGUACUCCUAUGGAGGCAAUUGCCACAUUGACUGGACCCGUGCAAGCGGAUAACACCCAGGUGAAGGGCAAUGUUACCUUCAUUCAGAAUGACUGUGGACAGAGCGUGCAUGUGCGCAUCCAGCUGGAGAACGUGAAGGAGGGCAAACAUGGUUUCCACAUUCAUGAGAAGGGAGAUUUGUCCAACGGCUGUACCAGCCUGGGCGGUCACUAUAAUCCCGACAAGGUCGAUCAUGGUGCACCCCAUCACGAGGUUCGUCAUGUCGGUGAUCUGGGCAACAUUGAGGUCAACUCCACUGGCAUCAUUGACAUCACCUACUCCGAUGCCGUGAUCAGUCUGAAUGGCAAGCGCACAAUUAUCGGACGUAGUGUGGUUCUCCAUGAGCUCGAGGAUGAUCUGGGCCAGGGCAACCACACCGACUCGAAGAAGACAGGAAAUGCGGGCGGUCGUAUUGCGUGUGGCGUUAUUGGAAUUAACUCUGAUCUGGAGGAAUGGCCCUGCCGUGAUGGCGGUGCUGGAGCACUGCGUCAAUCCAUGGCAAUUGUUACGGUCGUGGUGGGUCUGAUCCUUUCGCGCGGUCUUUGAGAGGGGGAACUGCAUGUGAAGAAGUAUUAUUAAACAUAUGAUAUACUCGUAUUCCAUUCCAUAUCGUACUUAUCCUAAUCCUAAUACUUACAUCUUCCUCCUCUGUACAUUUCAUAUCUACUAAACUGCUUGUAAAUUGCCUGAGUUUUUCAUUGAGAAUAAAAUCGAAAUUGUUAUGUA